Anolis sagrei ordinatus is the source of this 3046-nucleotide messenger RNA. RefSeq names its product trypsin like peroxisomal matrix peptidase 1 (gene TYSND1). Gene Ontology annotation, biological process: protein processing; regulation of fatty acid beta-oxidation. Gene Ontology annotation, cellular component: peroxisome. Lineage: Eukaryota; Metazoa; Chordata; Lepidosauria; Squamata; Anolidae. Gene Ontology annotation, molecular function: serine-type endopeptidase activity. The record is from RefSeq and is a predicted model, not a curated record.
CACGACCACCUGACGCGGUGUGUUCUAUUCUGGGUCCUAUUCCGGAUUUCAAAACAAAGGUCUCCUUUGAGGGGAGAGACUUUGAGAGACUUGGAUCCUGAGUGGAGGAGGCAGGCUGUGCACUCCAUCGCGAUGGGCAAGGGCCUCUCCUCUUCACGCUUUGGCUACUGAGUCGGACAGAUCCUUUCCUUUAUGGCUGAGGCCUUGUACUUGGCAGCCGGGAAGGCUGGCUGUGUGGUCACGGUGUCGCAUCCCGCUGACCGCAGUGUGGCUGUGGGCACCUCUCCCCAGGGACCCUGGAGUGGCAGCGGCGUCUUCUUGACCCUCGACUCAGGCAUCAUCCUCUGCCACGGCUCCAUUUUCUCACCUUUCCUGCUGGAAACGGAGCACCACAGUUCAUCCAAAUGCAAAGUAUUGCUGCCUGAGAGCUUCUCCCCAGACCUCCAGAUCCAGGUGCUGGUGACGGAUGAAGGCAGCCAAACCCCUUGCAGAAGUUUGCCAGGCAGGGAUCUGGGGGAUAACACCCCAGUGUUGCGGUUCAAUCCACUUUCCAGCCAGCAAAAGAUCCCCAACAGCCAAAAACACAGAGAAGCCGAACUCAUUCUGAUGGCUCCUUGCCUGCAGUUCCAGGAGGCUUUUGCCAAAAUCUUCAGUGCUUCUGACCAGUGGCAUUUUGGAGGGAAUGAGGUUGGACAAGAAUCUGACUCUGCUGCAGAUGAGAUGCAUUUCCUGCACUGGUUUGCUUUGCUGAGGAUCCUGGACAGUGGUUUCCCCAGUGGCGGGUGGGUGAGCUGUGCGCCAGCCAAGGGGCUGAGGAAGGGGGACCCACUCAUUGCUUGUGGCUCCCCUUUUGGGGCGUUUUGCCCCGACAUUUUCAUGAACACCUUCAGCAAAGGGAUUGUGAGCAACACCUCGGGAGAAGGCAAUGCCCUCAUCCUGACAGACGCACGCUGCUUGCCUGGCACAGAAGGCGGCGGGGUUUUUGCAGUCUCAAAAAAUGAUUUUCACUUGGUUGGAAUCAUUGUUGCUCCACUUUGCUGGAAAGCCAAUGAGUGGGUUGGCCUGACUCUGGUUUGUGCCGUCGACUGCAUCCUGGAAAGUAUUGGGCACAUCCUUUCUGGGCCCCCUUGGUUUUGCAAAACCUGGUUGCACCCCAUGGCACUUGUGACUAAGGCUCGUUACGGUCCGGCAACCAGAGAUGGUUUGGUUCAGCAAAUGUUAGCCACCGUGGUUCUGGUUGAAUGUGGACCAACCUGGGGUUCUGGUGUGAUGGUGAAUCCUCGGCUUGUGUUGACCUGCCGACAUGUGGUCAGUGGCGCCGCCAACGUUUGCGUGAGAUUACAGCCCCACCUUGACAAGGCUUCUGUUGCUAAAGGAAAGGUGAUCUUUGCAACCAAGGACUCUUCUCCGUAUGAUGUGGCUCUGGUUGAGUUGGAGGAAAGUUUGACCACUUUUGCAAUUCCUGUUCUUGCAUCAGAGUUUUGCCUAGGAGAAGAGGUGAGUGUCGUUGGCUUUGGGGUCUUUGGCCAGACCUGCAGCCCAUCAAUAACAUCAGGAAUCCUGUCUGCAGUCAUCACUGUGGAAGAGAAGCCUGUGAUGCUCCAGGCAACUUGUGCAGUUCAUAGUGGCUCAAGCGGAGGAGCACUUUUUUCUAUGCGCAGUGGGAAUCUCCUAGGUAUCGUUGCCAGCAAUACCAGGGAUAACAGCAUCGGGGUGACAUAUCCACACCUCAACUUCAGCAUUCCCAUUACUGUCCUGCAGCCAGCCAUUUGGGAAUUCAUCCAGGAGAGACACCUGCAUGCCUUCCAAGAGCUAGAUAGGGUUGGCAAGAGGAUCCAGGUUGUCUGGAGGCUCCAGAGAGAACCAGAGGCGAUGCCUCUCAGCAAGCUAUGAGGAUCUUCAGAAGCAAGAAGGAAAGCGUGCACAAGAUUCAAAGUCCGAAGCUCCUAUUCCCUAGACCAGGGGUCCUCAAACUAAGGCCCAAAGGCUGGAUACAGCCCUCCAAGGUCAUUUACCUGGCCUUCGCUCAGGGUCAACCUAAAUCUGAAAUUACUUGAAAGCACACAACAACAACAAUCCUAUCUCAUCAGCCAAAAGCAGGCCCGCACUUCCCAUUGAACUACUAAUAAGUUCAUAUUUGUUAAAAUUGUUCUUCAUUUUAAUUAUUGUAUUGUUUUAAAGUGUUUUUUGCACUACAAAUAAGAUAUGUGCAGUGUGCCUAGGAAUUCGUUCAUGUUUUUUUCAAAUUAUAAUCUGGCCCUCCAACAUUUUGAGGGAUUGUGACCUGGCCCUCUGUUUAAAAAGUUUGAGGACCCCUGAUCUAGACACCUGAUCUUGUUAUGAAAUGCACAUUCAAUUUUGAAUUAGGUUUUUUUUAAAAUCCUAGCAAGACUUUCCUCAACUGAACUCCAGAGUUUGGAAAAUUUUAAAAAUUGAACUAUACACCCCAGAAUCCCUCAUUCAGUAUGGCAGUUGUAGUCUAAGCAACAAAAAUUUCUGUACAGUUUUUAACACACGGCAUUUCCGAGAACUUUUUAUCUUUCCUUAAAAUGAACAUCGGGGAAUUUAGAAGUUGCCAGUUGUUUGAAACUGGAGUUCCCACAAUCCCUUGCUAUUUGACUAACUGGCUGGGUUUUGUAAUCCAAAGGCCCAAAAUUCCCCACUCCUGCCUUAAACAAUUCUGCCUCUUAUCCCCAUAUGUUGUUCCCAUCUAGCUGCAAUCAUCCUGCUUCAAAAUCCACUUUUGUGUGUAGAACACCUCUAGUUUUAUCCUAUAAUCUUGCUUUCCAUCCCAUAAACUGCACUUGCCCAACAACUAUGCUGGACCUCUCUCUCACUUUCCUACACUGUUGGAAUUUAGAUGAGGAUCUGAAGGCAACGCCAUCUCCUUAAUUUUACUUGGGGUGCUCAAUAAUUAAAGAAUAAGCUUACGGGUGGUGGAUUAGGUGUUAGUGAUUGGUAUUCAUUGUCUCCCGUUGCCACCAGAAGUUGCAUAGUGAUUCAGAACAACUUUGUACAGAACUAAGAAACAUAUUUUGGGAUGUUG